Molecule: messenger RNA, 772 nt
Organism: Oryctolagus cuniculus (rabbit)
Lineage: Eukaryota; Metazoa; Chordata; Mammalia; Lagomorpha; Leporidae
Source: RefSeq, a predicted model, not a curated record
AUGGCUCACCAGAGGACUGAGUGCUGGUCGCUCUUGUCCCGAUUGUCAGUUAUGCCAAAAGACUUGAAGAAUGUGCACUGCCAAAGGCAGGGACUUGGCCCAAGCCUGUGCCAUAGUUGUAUUUCUUGGAACCCUUCAAGCUCUCAUGCUCAUUCUCCCAGGAGAGCUGUAGGGAGUGAUGACAAUAGUCCAAAUGCAAUGGCCAAAGUUCAGAUUUUUGAAUAUAAUGAAAACACCAGGAAAUAUGCAAAAGCUGAAACUCUUAUGACAGUCACUGAUCCUGUUCAUGAUGCUGCAUUUGCUCCAAACUUGGGAAGAUCUUUCCAUAUUCUAGCAAUAGCAACCAAAGAUGUGAGGAUUUUUACACUAAAACCUGUGAGGAAAGAACUUACUUCAUCUGGUGGACCAACAAAAUUUGAAAUCCAUAUAGCUGCUCAGUUUGAUAAUCACAAUUCUCAGGUCUGGAGAGUGAGCUGGAAUAUAACAGGAACAUCUUCAGGAGAUGAUGGCUAUGUACGAUUGUGGAAAGCUAACUAUAUGGACAAUUGGAAGUGCACUGGUAUUUUGAAAGGUAAUGGGAGCCCAGUCAAUGGGAGUUCUCAGCAGGGAAAUGUGAAUCCUUCCCUAGGUUCAAAUAUUACAAAUCUUCAAAAUGCACUAAAUGGAUCUUCUGCUGGCAGAAAGCACAGCUGAGUACAAGCUAACUGGAGUGACUUUGUUGUUUUGCUGCUUGUUGCAUGCACACAGGAAUGGAAAGCAAACUCCUUUUCCU